Molecule: messenger RNA, 549 nt
Organism: Cherax quadricarinatus
Lineage: Eukaryota; Metazoa; Arthropoda; Malacostraca; Decapoda; Parastacidae
Source: RefSeq, a predicted model, not a curated record
CCCUCCAGUAUGCCAGAGGAGUACCGCACAACCUUGGUUCAAGUGUUUGCUUCCCUCAAGCAGAGAGUCUUAUGGAAGUGGGAUCAGGACACCAUGGAUGACCUACCACCAAAUGUCCGUCUUGGCAAGUGGCUCCCACAACAAGAUAUUCUUGGUGAUCCUCGCUUGCGUUUGUUCAUCACACACGGUGGGUUGCUGAGCACCUUGGAGUCCAUGUAGCACGGUGUGGCGGUGCUGGGAAUACCUGUGUUUGCUGACCAGUAUUCCAACAUGAACACUGCUCAGAGGGACGGCUGGGGCAGAGUUCUUCUCUGGCAACAACUUACUUUUGAUAAUCUCAAGAAUGCGAUCAGCAUCAUCAUGAAUGAUAAGAGCAUGAGAGCUGAAGUAGCAAGAAGGUCCAAAGUUAUGAAGGAUCGUCCACAAGAACCAGCAGAUGUGGCCGUCUACUGGACCAAAUAUGUUAUACGGCACAAGGGAGCCCCACAUCUCCGCUGUCCUGCGUCCACCAUGACUUGGUCAGUACCGCUCAGCAAUGAUGAAAUAUAA